AUGAACUGUCGGGGUCAGAACUCGGUACCUAGCGGUCAAGGACUUAUUAAUGAAAGUCCUCAAGGCAGAGCUGCCACUCGCCCCCGGGCUUUGGCCUCGGAGGCAAAGCCUUCUCGAGACUGCCGCCUGGGCUGGGAAUCGCACCCUGGAGUCCCAGGCGGCCGGACCCCGCCCCCCAUCCCCAGGCACGCUCCCCAGGGGAACUUCCCUAGCAAGGGAGCUGAAGGCUCGAGGUCCCGGAAGCCGUGGCGCGCUCGGGACUUCCCGAUCCCGCGUCUGCCCGCGUCACCCCUGUCGCCCCCGCCCCGAGGGCCACCCGGCUCGGCGUCGACUCAGCCGGGGUCCCGCCCGCCGCCAGCCGGCUGGGGCCGCAGCAGCCUCGCGCUUCCGCCCGGCCCCUCCCACCGCCUGUUUCGCCCCUCCUCCCCCGGGCCGCGCGUCCUCCGGCGCAGGUUCAAUCCCCGCCGGGACCCGGAGCGCCGCGGCCCGUUGGCGCCCUCGCUCCGCACGCCCUGGCAGCCGAGCCCCGGCCCCGGGUGUGUGCGCGCCGCCGGCACCUCUCCGGGGCGGCCGCGGCGGGCUGACUGGGCGUGCUCGGGAGCUGGGCGGCCGGGCGCCGCGGGAGACGAGCGCAUGCCUUCGCGGGGUGGGACGCCCGCCGUCCAGGGGCGCCACGCGCAGGCGGCCGCUGUCGCCGACGCCCUGGCCAGCCUGGGCAGGACGCGGGCCAGGAUGGCCUCGCUCACGGCAUACGGUAACGGCGGGCGGUCGCGGGCUCUCGGGGCUCCGGGGGCGGGCAGGACCCGGGAGCCGUCUGAUCACCCCGGGAAACUUCGGGGUUCGGCUCCCGGGAGGGUCUGGAAGGGAGGGCGCCGGCUGCGGCGCGCGCUGGCCUGCGGCUGGGGGACCGAGGCUGCCUGGAACCUGGGAAAGGGGGACAAAGAUAUAAGCAGUGGGAGUUACAACCUUUCCUCCGCAACGACGGGCAGCUACUACAGUUGUGUCAGCCAGAUCACCAUAGGUUACGACGUUGCUGGGCCUGUUGCAGUUGGGCUCACCCACUGGAAAAAUCCAUAUGCACAAGGCAGACCCACCCUCCCAUCAGAUCUGCCUCUCUUCGUCUCCAAAGAUGCAGGCAUCCCGGUAUAUCAGCGAUCCCUCACUCGCAAGACUGAGCUGGCCACGCCUCUGUCUUGCCCAGCCUCACUGUCCAUCACUCCAGUGCCUUCUUACAGCAGCAGCAGCCAGGAAACCCUGAGCCAAGACACAGCAGGUUUAAGUUUAUCUCUUCAUGGGGCUGAAAAGCGUUUGCAAAUCCACCAACGGCGAAGUGUGGCGAGCCGCCCAGGGUCACGUCGCCUGCCUGUGGUCAGGCAUUCCUCACUCCCACCAGGCAGAAGGUCAAUAAAAAUGGAGGCAAAGUCUUCUGGAAUCACUAAUGGGAAAACCAAAGUCUUCCACCCAGAAGGAGGUGUGGAUUUGCAAAGCUACCAGCUGGAUAUGCAAAUACUACCUGACGGGCCAAAGAGUGAUGUGGACUUUUCAGAGAUUCUUAAUGCAAUACAAGAAAUGGCCAAGGAUGUCAAUAUUCUUUUUGAUGAAUUGGAAGCUGUCAACAGUCCUUGCAAAGAUGACGAUUCUCUCCUUCACCCUGGAAACCUGACCAGUACUUCAGAUGAUGCUAGCAGAUUGGAAGCAGGGGGAGAGACAGUACCAGAAAAAAACAAAUCAAAUGGACUUUACUUCAGAGAUGGAAAGUGUCGAAUUGACUACAUUCUUGUGUACAGAAAAUCCAACCCCCAGAUGGAAAAGAGAGAAAUAUUUGAAAGAAAUAUUAGAGCAGAAGGAUUACAAAUGGAGAAAGAGUCCUCUCUAAUAAAUAGUGACAUUAUCUUUGUGAAGUUGCAUGCCCCAUGGGAAGUGCUCGGAAGAUACGCAGAACAAAUGAAUGUAAGAAUGCCUUUCAGGAGAAAAAUCUAUUACCUGCCCCGCCGGUACAAGUUCAUGAGCAGGAUCGAUAAACAAAUAAGCAGUUUUCGGAGAUGGUUACCUAAGAAGCCAAUGAGGCUGGACAAGGAGACACUGCCAGACCUGGAGGAGAAUGACUGCUACACUGCCCCUUUCAGCCAGCAAAGGAUCCACCACUUCAUCAUACACAACAAAGACACUUUCUUCAACAAUGCCACGAGAAGUAGAAUUGUACAUCAUAUUUUACAAAGAAUAAAGUAUGAAGAAGGAAAAAACAAAAUUGGUCUGAAUCGUUUGCUUACUAAUGGCUCCUAUGAAGCUGCAUUUCCUCUGCACGAGGGAAGGUACAGAAGUAAAAACUCCAUUAGAACCCACGGAGCGGUAAACCACCGCCACCUGCUCUAUGAGUGCUGGGCCUCCUGGGGCGUGUGGUAUAAAUACCAGCCUUUGGAUCUUGUAAGGCGGUACUUCGGAGAGAAGAUUGGGCUGUAUUUUGCCUGGUUGGGCUGGUACACCGGCAUGCUCUUCCCAGCCGCUUUCAUUGGAUUAUUUGUCUUUUUGUAUGGAGUCAUAACUCUGGAUCACUGCCAAGUCAGUAAAGAAGUCUGCCAAGCUACAGAUAUCAUCAUGUGUCCUGUGUGCGAUAAAUACUGUCCGUUCAUGAGGCUGUCAGACAGCUGCGUUUAUGCCAAGGUAACCCACCUUUUUGACAAUGGAGCCACUGUCUUCUUUGCUGUUUUCAUGGCAGUCUGGGCGACAGUUUUCCUGGAGUUUUGGAAAAGACGCAGAGCAGUAAUUGCUUAUGACUGGGAUUUGAUAGACUGGGAAGAAGAGGAGGAAGAAAUACGGCCCCAGUUUGAAGCCAAGUAUUCCAAGAAAGAGCGGAUGAAUCCCAUUUCGGGAAAACCAGAACCAUAUCAAGCAUUUGCAGAUAAAUGCAGCCGACUUAUUGUUUCUGCAUCUGGAAUAUUCUUUAUGAUCUGCGUGGUGAUCGCCGCCGUGUUUGGGAUCGUCAUUUACAGGGUGGUGACCGUCAGCACUUUCGCUGCCUUUAAGUGGGCGUUAAUCAGGAAUAAUUCUCAGGUUGCAACCACAGGGACUGCCGUGUGCAUCAAUUUCUGCAUCAUCAUGCUGCUGAACGUGCUCUAUGAAAAAGUUGCACUGCUUCUGACAAAUUUAGAACAGCCUCGCACUGAGUCCGAGUGGGAGAACAGCUUCACCCUGAAAAUGUUUCUUUUUCAGUUUGUCAAUCUGAACAGCUCCACGUUUUACAUCGCAUUCUUCCUCGGAAGAUUCACAGGACACCCAGGUGCCUACUUGAGGCUGAUAAACAGGUGGAGACUAGAAGAGUGCCACCCUAGUGGAUGCCUUAUUGAUCUCUGUAUGCAAAUGGGUAUUAUAAUGGUGCUAAAGCAGACCUGGAAUAAUUUCAUGGAACUUGGCUACCCGUUAAUUCAGAAUUGGUGGACUAGAAGGAAAGUGCGACAAGAACGUGGACCUGAAAGGAAACUAAGUUUCCCACAGUGGGAAAAGGACUACAACCUUCAGCCGAUGAACGCCUACGGACUUUUCGACGAAUACUUAGAAAUGAUUCUCCAGUUUGGAUUCACAACUAUCUUUGUGGCAGCUUUUCCCCUAGCACCACUUCUGGCCUUACUGAAUAAUAUAAUUGAAAUUCGACUUGACGCUUAUAAAUUUGUCACACAGUGGAGGCGACCUUUAGCUUCAAGGGCCAAAGACAUAGGAAUUUGGUAUGGAAUUCUUGAAGGCAUUGGAAUUCUCUCUGUUAUUACAAAUGCAUUUGUCAUAGCGAUCACAUCUGACUUUAUCCCUCGCUUGGUGUACGCUUAUAAGUAUGGACCUUGUGCAGGCCAAGGAGAAGCUGGGCAAAAGUGCAUGGUUGGCUAUGUGAACGCCAGCUUGUCUGUAUUCCUAAUUUCUGACUUUGAGAACCGAUCUGAGCCUGAGUCUGAUGGCAGUGAGUUCUCGGGGACUCCUCUCAAGUACUGUAGAUACCGAGACUACCGUGACCCUCCUCAUUCACUGGUGCCCUACGGCUACACACUGCAGUUCUGGCAUGUCUUAGCAGCCCGACUGGCUUUUAUCAUUGUGUUCGAGCACCUCGUGUUUUGUAUAAAACACCUCAUUUCAUAUCUGAUCCCAGACCUCCCAAAAGAUCUAAGGGAUCGAAUGAGAAGAGAGAAGUACUUGAUUCAGGAGAUGAUGUAUGAAGCAGAACUGGAGCGUCUUCAGAAGGAACGAAAAGAGAGGAAGAAAAAUGGAAAAGCACACCACAAUGAGUGGCCGUGA
Messenger RNA from Balaenoptera ricei (Rice's whale), 4278 nucleotides. It is a transcript of the gene ANO4, whose product is annotated as anoctamin 4. Gene Ontology annotation, molecular function: protein dimerization activity; chloride channel activity. The transcript is spliced from 29 exons. Lineage: Eukaryota; Metazoa; Chordata; Mammalia; Artiodactyla; Balaenopteridae. Gene Ontology annotation, cellular component: plasma membrane. The record is from RefSeq and is a predicted model, not a curated record. The coding region runs from base 1 to 4278 and encodes 1425 amino acids. Gene Ontology annotation, biological process: chloride transmembrane transport.